AUGCCACGACCGGCGACCGAAGAGGACGACGUUCGAGCGGCCAGCACCACGUGGACCAAUCAGCCAGAGGUGGAAGUCUAUGGAGCUGUGGAGCCGGUAACAAAUAAAUCUUCUAUGACAACUCUUCAACACCCAGACGUUCAAUCGACACCAACAAUGCCCAAAAAAGUCUCAUUCGCUGCUGAAGUCGACGAGCAACAGGAGCGGAUCAGCAAAGAAGGCGCACGACGGGACGCAUGCUGUUCGAUUCAGUGA
Molecule: messenger RNA, 255 nt
Organism: Caenorhabditis briggsae
Lineage: Eukaryota; Metazoa; Nematoda; Chromadorea; Rhabditida; Rhabditidae
Exons: 2
Coding region: 1-255 (84 amino acids)
Source: RefSeq, a predicted model, not a curated record